This is a messenger RNA of Rasamsonia emersonii CBS 393.64, 987 nucleotides long. RefSeq names its product Glycerophosphoryl diester phosphodiesterase family protein. Lineage: Eukaryota; Fungi; Ascomycota; Eurotiomycetes; Eurotiales; Trichocomaceae. Gene Ontology annotation, molecular function: phosphoric diester hydrolase activity. Gene Ontology annotation, biological process: lipid metabolic process. Bases 1 to 987 code for a protein of 328 amino acids. The record is from RefSeq and is a predicted model, not a curated record. The transcript is spliced from 5 exons.
AUGGACGAAAAGGCUUCUUUGGAGACUGCUCCGCUUCUCUCGUGCAAAGAAGGCCCCCUACGACAGCACUACCGCCCAGAUGGCACCAUCGGCUUGCCCCAGACCAUCGCCCACCGCGGCUGCAAGAAACACUUCCCGGAGAACACCAUGGAGGCAUUCAAGGGCGCCAUUGAGGCCGGCAGCCAUGCCAUCGAGACGGAUCUGCACCUGUCCCGGGACGGGGUCGUGGUCAUAUCACAUGACGCUACUUUGAAACGCUGCUACGGCGUGGACGAGUACAUCAGCAAUUGCGACUGGGAGUACCUCAGCACCCUGCGGACGCUUCGCGCACCCCAUGCCCGCAUGCCCCGUCUGAUCGAUCUGCUCGAGUACAUCGCCUCUCCCGGGCUGGAGGACCUGGACAACGACGCCAAUGCUAUCAUGAAGGGUAUUGCAGAAACAAUCAAGAUGGUGCCUCCUGGGCGACGGCCCUGGCACGAACGGAUAGUACUCGGAUGCUGGGCGUCCCACUACUUCCCGCUGUGCGCGGAGCUGCUCCCGGACUUCCAGACGGCGCUGAUCUGCUUCAACGUGUACUCGGCGCGCCGCAUCCUCAAGACCGUGCCGGGCGUCUCGUUCAACAUCUUCCAGAAGGUGCUGAUGGGCCCGCUGGGCUACCGCUUCCUGGAAGACGCGCACGCCGCCAACCGGCUCGUCUUCGUCUGGACCGUCAACCGGCCGCGGCUGAUGCGGUGGUGCAUCCGCAAGGGUGUCGAUGGCGUCAUCACCGACGACCCGGAGUCGUUCCGCCGGAUCUGCGACAACUGGGACGAGGAGGACGCCAAGCACCGCGACGAGGACCGCCUCACGUUCGCGCAGCAGCUGGAGCUGCUCUUCAUCGCGCUGUUCGUCCUCCUGCUCGGCUGGACCUUCAAGUAUCGCCAUCUGCGGCUGCAGCGGUUCAUCGUUGAGGAUUCUACCAAGCAGGGCUAUCCCAAGACGGAGUAA